UUCAACAAGUGACUACGUAGUGUGCAAAAUAAUUGAUUUUGUUAAUAAUUUUAUAAUAUUUGGGAUUUAAAAUGUCCAAAAAAGACGACAACCCUUUUAAAGCACUCGGACUAAAACCAUGGGUAACAAAACAACUACAAAAACUGGGCAUCAAAACUGCAACACCCAUUCAGCAGAAUUGUAUUCCCCAAAUCCUUGCUGGCGCUGAUUGUAUUGGAGCAGCAAAAACUGGUUCAGGAAAAACAUUCGCCUUCGCUUUGCCAAUUCUACAAAAACUCAGUGAAGAGCCUGUCAAUCAUUUCGCAUUGAUUCUAACGCCUACCCAUGAACUUGCAUACCAGAUUUCAGAACAAUUCCAAGUCGCGGGACAACCACUGGGUGUUCGUGUCUGUGUGGUUGCCGGAGGAACUGAUCAAAUGCUCGAAAGUCAGAAGCUAAUGGCACGUCCGCAUAUUGUGGUAGCCAUGCCAGGUCGACUGGCUGAUCAUUUGACUGGAUGUGAUACCUUCUCUUUUGAUUCACUUAAAUUUCUGGUUGUCGAUGAAGCCGAUCGAAUGUUAAACGGGGAUUUCGAUGAAAGUUUAAGUGUCAUUGAAAGAUGCAUCCCAAAAGAACGCCAGAACUUAUUCUUUUCAGCGACUAUGAAAGAUUUCAUGAAAGAAUCGUGCAUAUUUCCUAUAUCUGAUAAAGCAUUUGAAUGGUCCGAAGAAUUUGAUGUAGCAACAGUGGACACCCUCGAUCAGAGGUAUAUUUUAUGUGCUGACUAUGACCGUGAUAUGGUCUUGAUUGAGGCUCUACGAAAGUACAAAGAAGAAAACGAAAACUCAAACGUUAUGAUAUUUACAAAUACAAAAAAAUACUGCCAGUUGCUUUCCAUGACUUUGAACAAUAUGGGAAUCGAGAAUGUGUGUCUGCAUGGUUUUAUGCGGCAAAAAGAACGUGUAGGUGCCUUAAACAAAUUCAAAUCUAAUCAUGUGCGAACUUUGAUUGCCACAGAUGUUGCUGCAAGAGGUCUUGAUAUACCAAGUGUACAAUUGGUAAUGAACCAUCGACUACCAAGAACUCCAAAAGAAUAUAUUCACAGAGUUGGUCGAACUGCGCGAGCUGGACGUAAAGGAAUGGCUAUUUCGAUAUUUAGAUUUCCCCGAGACUUAGAAUUACUUGCUGCUAUUGAAACCGAAAUCAAUACCAAACUUACUGAACAUCCAGUUGAUCAACGGAUGGUGGAGCGAAUCUUCAUGCAAGUCAAUGUUGCAAGGCGUGAACAAGAAAUAAAUAUGGAUAAUAACGAUUUUGAUGAAAGAGCUCAGAACUAUAGGAGAAAAAAGUGGAUCAUGGAAGGCCAAGAUCCAGAUGAAAUGGAAGAAAAGUACCGUAAGAAGCAAAAGGACAAAUUGAAAGAAAUCCGUAAAAAACGAAAAGAAUACCAACAAGAAAUGGCUUCAAAGGAACCUGUUCUAAUUCAAGAUGAGCGUUUUAAGUCAGUUGAAACAAAGCGUUUUGAAAAACCCAAAAAACCCAUUAACCAAGAAAAGGACAAGAAAACAAAUAAAGUUGGUCUUAAAUCGAAAAAUAUAAAAAAACCACUGUCUUUAAAUAAAAAAGUUUUAAAGAAUAAAAAAAGCAAUAAAGUGACGUAAAAAAAACUUAAUUCGUUUUAUGUAAAUUUUUUAACAUCUUUUUUGUAAUUUAAUAAUAAAAAAUUUAUUUACACAUUGA
This is a messenger RNA of Eupeodes corollae, 1719 nucleotides long. It is a transcript of the gene Dbp45A, whose product is annotated as probable ATP-dependent RNA helicase Dbp45A. The record is from RefSeq and is a predicted model, not a curated record. NCBI's taxonomy places the organism in Eukaryota, Metazoa, Arthropoda, Insecta, Diptera, Syrphidae. Bases 72 to 1640 code for a protein of 522 amino acids. Gene Ontology annotation, molecular function: RNA helicase activity; ATP binding; nucleic acid binding. The transcript is spliced from 8 exons.